Molecule: messenger RNA, 1006 nt
Organism: Exophiala xenobiotica
Lineage: Eukaryota; Fungi; Ascomycota; Eurotiomycetes; Chaetothyriales; Herpotrichiellaceae
Exons: 2
Coding region: 1-987 (328 amino acids)
Biological process (GO): CAAX-box protein processing
Cellular component (GO): endoplasmic reticulum membrane
Molecular function (GO): metalloendopeptidase activity
Source: RefSeq, a predicted model, not a curated record
AUGACGACAGAAGAGGAGAAGCCCGUCAUCUCAACCACUACGGCGGCCGCUCUGUCGGUCGCCUUCACCUUGAUAUAUGUGAUACCAUUCUAUCUGUCAAGGUCGACCCGACCGUCACCGACGCUCAACCGAGACGCACCUUCGGUCAUUCGAGCACGUAUACGGACCGUCACUUUGGCCUGCAUUGUGGCCUCCUCAGCAACCUUUUAUUUACUUGUUGUGACGGCCCGGCUGACACCGUUUGACGCAAUCCACUUGAUGGGAUGGUGGCCGAUCCAAGCAACUGACGUGGUCAAGUGUUGCGCACUGACUCUACUCCUCUUUCUUGGGCCGGUGUUCGAGAAGCUCUUUGUUGAAGGCCAUCUACAGGACUUGCGUCGUGGUCAAAGACUUGUCGAGACCCUCAAGAGCUGGCAGGGCUACCGCAACUAUGUCGCCGGUCCCGUCACAGAGGAGGUCAUCUUCCGAUCAGUCCUGGUACCCGUGCAUUUGCUGGCCAAGGUAUCCCCAACGAAAAUCGUCUUUCUGACACCGUUAUACUUCGGGAUCGCCCAUGUGCAUCAUUUCUAUGAGUUCACCUUGACUCAUCCGCAUACACCUUUCCUGCCCGCUCUCUUACGGUCAGUCUUUCAGUUCGGGUACACGACGCUUUUUGGUUGGAUAGCAGAUUUCAUCUAUCUCCGGACAGGCUCGAUCUAUGCUUGCAUCGCCAUCCACACCUUUUGCAACUGGGUCGGCCUCCCACGAUUCUGGGGCCGCGUUCAAAGUAGGGAGGAAUACCCUCCCUCCCCCGUCGCGAUGAGAGGCAAAGAUGAUACCGAUGCAGUCCAGGCUCAAGGCACAGGAGGACCAUCAGGGCUGAAGUGGACGGUCGCUUACUAUGUCUUAUUGCUGGCCGGCGUAUUUUCUUUUUAUGCUGGGCUCUGGCCCCUGACAGCAUCAUCCCUUGCUCUGGCUGACUUCGGUGGUAAGACGACACAUAAAUAAAAGUAGAAGAGAAAUCCCA